AUGCUUCUCACCAUCCUCGCUACCUUGGUCUGCCAUGUCGCAUCCUUCUUGUUCCCCAUCUUCGCCUCGUACAAAGCCUUGAAGACGAACGAUCCCAAGCAACUCACACCCUUGUUGAUGUACUGGGUCGUUAUCGGGCUCGUCACCGUCGCCGAGUCCUGGACUUACUGGUUCAUCUUCUGGUUCCCGUUCUACCACACCAUUAAGGCACUCUUCAUGCUCUGGUUAGUUUUGCCGCAGACGCAGGGAGCAACCUACCUUUACAUUACCUACGUUCAUCCGCUCCUUCUGGAGUAUGAGGGUGAGAUUGAUAAUGGUUUGGCGACGAUGCAUGAACAGGUUAAGUCGCACGCCGGCAUAUACCUUCGGCGUGCGUUCCAACUGUUGAAAGAAGCCCUCUUAACUGCCGUCGGAGAAAAACUGGGCUCACCUCCGGGGAGUCCCACGCGCACCGAAAACCCGGGGGUCGAACAAUCCUACGGGCAAUCCCUCCUCGCCCGCUUCUCCCUCGCCCAAUCCAGGGCCGAAGGCCGCAGUCCUCCGGCACCCAUCGAAAGGAAAUUGUCUCCACUCGACGCCUUUUCACCGGUUGUGGUGCCGGACCACCUUACCAAUCCCGAGGAUAAAAAAGAAUACCUCACAACCCAGCGUGAGAAGCUCUCCGACAUGCUCAAACUCCUCGACCUCGCCGUCGAUGCCUACAAGGACGCCAAAACAGACCAUGGCCUCGCUGCUCACAGUAACGAAAAGGCGCCGUCCGAGGCGUUUGAGGAGAUAGAGAAGGCGGAUGUGGAGAUGAUCACGCCGGCCGCUGCUCAGCCCGAGCCGCAGGCUGUUCGUUCGGGGCUUCUCGGGUGGUUUUGGGGUGGCAAGGCUGGUACGCAGCAGCAGCAGCACAAGAAGACCGAGUAG
Saitoella complicata NRRL Y-17804 is the source of this 912-nucleotide messenger RNA. RefSeq lists its product as uncharacterized. Lineage: Eukaryota; Fungi; Ascomycota; Saitoellomycetes; Saitoellales; Saitoellaceae. The transcript is spliced from 3 exons. The coding region runs from base 1 to 912 and encodes 303 amino acids. The record is from RefSeq and is a predicted model, not a curated record.